This is a messenger RNA of Telopea speciosissima, 1370 nucleotides long. RefSeq names its product F-box protein SKP2A-like. Gene Ontology annotation, biological process: SCF-dependent proteasomal ubiquitin-dependent protein catabolic process. The record is from RefSeq and is a predicted model, not a curated record. The coding region runs from base 78 to 1181 and encodes 367 amino acids. The transcript is spliced from 5 exons. Gene Ontology annotation, cellular component: SCF ubiquitin ligase complex. Gene Ontology annotation, molecular function: protein binding. NCBI's taxonomy places the organism in Eukaryota, Viridiplantae, Streptophyta, Magnoliopsida, Proteales, Proteaceae.
UUUGGAAACUCUCAACAAUCAAAGAAGGGAGCAGGUCUAGAAUAUAUUGCAGAAGGCGGAGCUUUUGAGAAGUGAUUAUGUUCGGUGAAGGAUCAAAGAUUGGGGAUUUAGAAUCUUGCUUUCAGAAGCUUGUAGUAUUUGGUGGUGGAGAAGGUAAAAUGGGUGGUGGAGUGUUGACUGAAUGGAAGGACCUUCCCAUGGAGCUCUUGUUGCGGAUUGUUUCGCUUGUCGACGAUCGGACUGUGAUCAUUGCUUCUGGUGUGUGUACUGGAUGGAGAGAUGCUAUUUGCUUAGGCCUCAAUCAGCUGUGUCUUUCAUGGUGCAACAACAAUAUGAACAACCUUGUGCUGUCACUUGCCCCCAAGUUAACGAAACUGCAGACUCUAACUUUGCGCCAAAAUAAACCACAGCUUGAGGAUGAAGCAGUUGAGACCAUUGCAAACUUCUGCCAUGACCUGCAGGACUUGGAUCUCAGUAAAAGCUUCAAGCUCACUGAUCGCUCCUUGUAUGCCUUAGCCCAUGGAUGUCCUAACCUUACCAAACUCAAUAUCAGUGGUUGUACGGCCUUCAGUGAUGCUGCCCUGGCAUAUCUUACUGGCUUCUGCAGAAACUUAAAAUCGUUAAAUCUUUGUGGAUGCAUAAGAGCUGCAUCUGACAGAGCUCUGCAGGCCAUUGCUUGUAAUUGCAAUCAGUUGCAGUCUUUGAAUCUGGGUUGGUGUGAGGGUGUCACUGAUGUAGGAGUGAUUUGUCUGGCUCUUGGAUGCCCGGAUCUUAGGGCCUUGGACAUGUGUGGCUGUGUCCUUAUAACAGAUGAAAGUGUGAUAGCAUUGGCAGACAAGUGCUGCCAUCUGAGAUCCCUUGGCCUGUACUACUGUCAGAACAUUACGGACAGAGCCAUGUAUUCUUUAGCCAAUAGUCGGGUGAAGAGCAAGCAUGACUUGUGGGACUCUGUGAAAAAGGGGUACAGCAAGGAUGAAGGGCUUGUGAACCUGAAUAUCAGCCAGUGCACGGCUCUCACUCCUUCAGCAGUUCAGGCUGUGUGUGACUCAUUCCCUGCGCUUCACACAUGUCCUGGAAUGCAUUCCCUUAUAAAGAGCGGCUGUCUCAGUCUUGCAUCUGUGCACUGUGCCUGUUCUUUCCAAGCACAUCGUGCGCUGAGUUUGGCUCAUCCUGCACACUGAACCAAUCGGUAUGGAAUUUCUCCUGGAACCAAAAAAAUCCAAUCCCUGUACAUAUGGUGGGUGAUGAGGUGUGAUGGUUGUUUUGUCCGGUAAUAGUUGGCUUUUCCUUGAAAACAAGUAUCGAACUGUGGAUUUAUUAUGUUUAUAACUUGUGCGUCAAUAUAGACUUUGAACAUCAGACUUGCUUCA